GUGUAUAUAAGACACAUAUCAGCACUGAUAAAGUAAUUACUAGCAAAAUGUCAUGUAUAUUAAUUAUUUUGUGCUUAAUUUCUGGAGUGUUUACUCAAUCAUGGGAACCCGGAAAAUGUCCUUCAAUAGACGUGGAACCAGUUGAUAUUUGUCGAGUAAGUGGAAGAUGGUUUGAGUACAAGAAGAGCUUUGAUGUUUAUGACCCUGAGGAGACAUGUGCGGAAAUGUUUUGGAAUAAUACUGACACGGUUGGGUCACAACUUAUUUUUACUUCUAUACCAAAAGAAACCAAAAAUUGCUUAAAGAUUAUUGCCGAUGCAACGUUAAAUGACAAUUCACUAUUUACCGAUUUCCAUAUACCAGUUUCGGCAAGCGUAAAGAUAUAUACUUAUAUUCUUGAGACAGAUUAUAAUGACUAUAUAAUUAUUUGGCGUUGUCAAAAUCGCGGAUCUAUGCAUGCUAUCACCUCUUGGGUUAAGUCACGAUAUGCAAAGCCACGCAUUGAUAUAGAUAAAAAAGUUAGAGAAGCAUUCCGAAAAAGAGGUCUCAAGAUUGUAUCAUUUGUAAAAAUGGAUCAAGAAAAUUGCCCUUAAAAACUUAUUUCGUUCUGAAAUAUAACACUGGUUACUAUAAGAUUGUAAAACAAUGAAUUUGUUCGUAAAAAUAACCAAAAAAUAACGAAAUUACAUUGUAUACAUAUUUUUUUUGCAACUCUUCAAAUAAAAAAUUAAAAAUUUGA
This is a messenger RNA of Microplitis mediator, 739 nucleotides long. Its product is annotated as lazarillo protein-like. NCBI's taxonomy places the organism in Eukaryota, Metazoa, Arthropoda, Insecta, Hymenoptera, Braconidae. The coding region runs from base 48 to 593 and encodes 181 amino acids. The transcript has 4 exons. The record is from RefSeq and is a predicted model, not a curated record.